Cuscuta europaea is the source of this 1397-nucleotide messenger RNA. Lineage: Eukaryota; Viridiplantae; Streptophyta; Magnoliopsida; Solanales; Convolvulaceae. The record is from the annotation of a GenBank genome assembly.
UACAAAACUGCACUUUGUAUCUUCCUAUCCCUCUAUUCUUUAGACCCGGCGAUUCUUGCUAUUCCGGCGAUUCUCUGACCAAACCUCAUCCGAAAAUUCCCAUAUUGCGGAAGAUUCAAUGGCGGAGACCGAAGCAGUUCUAGGAGGAAAGGAAAGCCUAUCCGUGAUAAAUGGCAUCUCGGGAGAUACGUUGAAUUUACGUUUAUUCGCCAACAAUUUUCCGGCGAAGUCCGUCCGGGAGUCUUGUAAGAAAGAGGAGGAAACCGGCGUGGUUAAUGAAACAGUCUUGAAAGAGGAAGGGGUUGAGCUAAGCCUUGGGCUUUCACUGAACGGGAAAUUCGGGUUCGACCCGAACAGAGCCCAAAUCAUGAAGCGCUCAUCUUCAAUAUCGAACUUGGCCGUCCGCGGGGAAGAAGGGGAGGCGCGUGCAUUCUCGGCCCACGCGCCGCUGCCUCGAGCGUGCUCGGAUGGGGAGACGGAGGAGUGGAGGAGGAAGAAGGAGGCGCAGACGCAGAAGCGGAUGGAAGCGAAGAGGAAAAGGGUGGAGAAGCUUAACAACAGCGUGAGAGUUGUGAGGGAGAAGCGGGAGAAGGAAGAGAAGGGGAAUGGAAAUAAUGGGAAGCCAUUAUUGCCUUCAAAUUCACAGGGAUCUAUAGCUUCACAGGGCAGUGGAUCUUCUGGAGUCUCUGAUUUUGAGAGUCAACCUUUACCAGUUUCCCUUAAGAAUGAGGAAGAAACAAGAAGUGCAAGUGAUCAGUCUGAAGAGGAGGAGGCAAGACCACCAGCUGCCAUUCUUGAACCUCCAGCCAAGAACUCCGAUAAUCCCGUCACCGCCCCUGCGAAGGACAACAAUGAAGUCCUCAGGAAACUAAUGAUGAACAUGCCUUGUGUUUCGACGAAAGGUGACGGGCCCAACGGGAAGAAGAUCGAGGGUUUCUUGUACAGAUAUGAAAAGGGAGAGGAAGUGAGGAUAAUGUGUGUCUGCCAUGGGAGCUUUCUUUCACCUGCUGAGUUUGUGAAGCAUGCUGGCGGUACAGAUGUCACAAACCCUUUAAAACACAUCAUCGUCACCCCUUCUUGUUUCUUUUAACAUGUGCUUUCAAUUAACCACUACAAUGCUUUUCACCAACCAAAAAUGGAGGAGGUGUUUUACUGAUUUUAUUAGGUUUAAGGUUAAUUAAUGUUGGGAUUAUGUUCUUUUUUUGUAUGCACUAAUGCAAGCGACAGAGCGCGCAAGGACGCGGUUAUCAUUAGAGAUUGAUAUAACUGUGUUUACGGAAUUUGUUUCUGCAUACAAUCAAUUGUACAAAAUCUUGAUGUAACUAGAAAUGAUUUCGUCUCUGGGUUUUAUGAAAAAUGACUUCGGUAACGUUUACCUCCCUUUUGAUUGUAUAAAU